Messenger RNA from Phodopus roborovskii (desert hamster), 1607 nucleotides. It is a transcript of the gene Ankrd33b, whose product is annotated as ankyrin repeat domain 33B. The coding region runs from base 123 to 1583 and encodes 486 amino acids. NCBI's taxonomy places the organism in Eukaryota, Metazoa, Chordata, Mammalia, Rodentia, Cricetidae. The record is from RefSeq and is a predicted model, not a curated record. Gene Ontology annotation, molecular function: protein binding. The transcript has 4 exons.
CGCGCGGGGCCCCUGGCUCUUCUGGGAACGCAAGGGGCAAGAAUCGGUGACCUCGGGGCGCUCCCCGAGUCCGGGUCCCCUAACCCGCACCCCAGCCCCCGGCCCGCGCCUAGGCCUCCAGCAUGGUGCUGCUGGCUGGGCCCGGGCCGGAGGGCGGCGGGACACGCUGCUUGUCGUCCCCGCAGUCGCCGACGCCACCCCGGGACGCGCAGACUGGGGACGACCCAGGGGACUACGAGGAGUACGAAGACUUCUCGAGUCUGCCGGACACCCGCAGCAUAGCAUCAGACGAUUCCUUCUACCCUCCCGGAGGCGAAGGGGAGUGCGGCGCGGAGAGCGCGGAGAGCGUCCCGGAGGGCGUCCCCGAGGCGGCGACCCUCCUGCGCGCCGCCUGCACCAACGACGUGGGGCUGCUGCGGGCGCUGGUGCGGCGCGGGCUGAGUUCCGAGGAGGUACGAGAGACUGACCGCAACGGCCGGACUGGCCUUAUUGUUGCCUGCUACCAUGGCUUUGUGGAUACUGUGGUGGCCUUAGCAGAGUGCCCCCACAUUGACGUCAACUGGCAGGACAGCGAAGGGAACACGGCCCUCAUCACUGCUGCGCAGGCAGGGCAUGCCACCAUCACCAACUACUUGCUCAACUAUUUCCCUGGCCUGGACCUAGAAAGGCGGAACAUAUUUGGCUUCACUGCUCUCAUGAAAGCAGCCAUGCAGGGCAGAACGGAGUGUGUGCGAGCCCUGAUGCUGGCAGGGGCAGAUGUCCAAGCGAGGGAUCCCCGUCGUGGGAUGUCACCACAGGAGUGGGCUGCGUACACUGGUCGAGUGGAGGCUGUGCGUGUCAUGCAAAGGCUGAUGGAACGACCCUGCCCAGAGCAGUUUGGGGACAAGUAUAAGCUGGAAUUGCCACUUCCUGCUGAGAGGCUCUUGAAACCUGUGGGCUCCAAAAACUGCUUUCAGAGAUUCACCGAGUUCCUGAGGACCACUCUGACCUCCCGCUCAGGCCAGAGCCUGGAGGAUGGAGGUGUCCUUGAUCACAUGGUUAGGAUGACCACCAGCCUCUAUAGCCCCGCUGUUGCUGUUGUCUGCCAGACUGUGUGCCCGGAGAACCCUCCCUGUGUGGGGAAAAGACGCCCAGCAGUGCAGGAAAUCCUUGCAGCUAGGAGGAACCAGGACACCAUUGCUCAGGAUAGCAACAAGAUAGAGGACUCUGAGCCGCAAUUCCAGACUUUGGAGACCCCCAGAGCCAGCCCCUGGUCAUCCCAGUCCUCGGGGGCACCAGGAUCCACCCCUGCCCCUAUCUCUCGGAAGGCCAGCCUCCUACCCUUGCAGUUGCUGCGGAGGAGCAGCGUGCGGCCAGGUGUGGUGGUCCCCAGAGUGCGCAUCAGUAAGGCCCCUGCACCCACCUUCCAGCCCGAGCGCGCAACGCCCAAGGGCAAUAACAAGGACAGCAUAUACCUGCAGAUCCCCAAGUGGCGGUACAAGGAGGCCAAAGAGGAGAAGAGGAAAGCGGAGGAGGCGGAGAAGAAACGUCAGGCAGAGGUUCAGAAGGAAAAGCGGGCGCCACGCUGGAGGAAAAGGACGUGAAGGGGCCAUGAUGCUCACCACGUG